AUGGCCAGGAGGAAGGGGGAGAGGAGGGGAAGAAGAAGUAGUUGUUGCAGAAGCAGAAGAAGAGUUUUUGCAGAAGAAGAAGUUGUUGUUGAAGAAGAAGGAGAAGAAGUUGUUGAAGAAGAAGAAUCCUACUCUGAACCGCCUGAGGAGGCCAAGCUCUUUGUGGGAAACUUGCCUUAUGAUUAUGACAGUGCUAGACUGGCUGAGCUUUUUAAUAAGGCGGGUGUGGUUGAGAUUGCAGAGGUUAUCUACAAUAGGCAAACUGAUCAAAGUCGAGGAUUCGGGUUCGUGACAAUGAGUACAGUGGAAGAAGCAGAGAAGGGGGUAGAGAUGUUCAGCCGUUAUGAUCUAGGUGGUCGACUUCUGACUGUGAACAAGGCUGCUCCUAGAGGAUCACCACCUCAGAGGGUUUUUGAACCUUCUUUCAGAAUAUAUGUCGGUAACCUGCCGUGGGAAGUGGAUAAUGGUCGGCUAGAGCAAGUGUUUAGUGAACAUGGUAAGGUAAUUGAUGCCAGAGUUGUAUAUGACCGUGAGACUGGGCGUUCUCGUGGUUUUGGAUUCGUAACAAUGGCUAGUGAGACAGAAGUCAAUGAUGCCAUAGCUGCUCUGGAUGGGCAGAGUUUGGGUGGAAGAGCUAUUCGGGUGAAUGUGGCAGAGGAACGUCCAAGACGCAACUUCUUCUAGGACUGAAGAAUUCUUAUAGUGGGUGAGAUGUGCAUCAUGCCUAUAGAUCAAUCGCAACUUUUCAUCAUUUUCUUCUUAUGAGUUUUGAUUAUUACCCUUGAUACGUGUUCUUGUAAAAGCGGUUUCUAUCAUUAAUAUUUUCUUCUUUAAAUUUUCA
Daucus carota subsp. sativus is the source of this 841-nucleotide messenger RNA. RefSeq names its product 28 kDa ribonucleoprotein, chloroplastic-like. The record is from RefSeq and is a predicted model, not a curated record. Bases 1 to 684 code for a protein of 227 amino acids. Gene Ontology annotation, biological process: chloroplast rRNA processing. Gene Ontology annotation, molecular function: mRNA binding. Lineage: Eukaryota; Viridiplantae; Streptophyta; Magnoliopsida; Apiales; Apiaceae. Gene Ontology annotation, cellular component: chloroplast thylakoid membrane. The transcript is spliced from 5 exons.